AUGAAGAGUAGUGGAGCAACAGACGAAAGGAUAAUUAUUUUGAAUAAUCCAGUAAAUCCCACGGUUACAAUUCGCAAUCGUCACUCUGGAAACGAAAUCAUUUCAUCACAUUAUACUUGGUGGAAUUUUUUAUUUUUGAACUUAUUUGAACAAGUGCAUAAUACAGCAACUUUCUUUUUCAUUGGAAUCUCCGUGCUGUACUUUUAUGGUGAAACACCUUUAUCGCCUCUUGUGACGAUUGGACCGUUAAUUUUCGUCAUGGCUAUUUCCAUGCUGAAGGACGGGAUUGACGACAUAAAAAGGCAUAAAAAUGACCACAGAGUAAACAAUGUAACUUUCGAUGUUUGGACACACUCAUGGGGUGAAGAAUUCCCUCAAUGGAAACAGGUUAAAUCCAAAGCUAUUCAUACUGGGGAUAUCGUUAUCUGUCGCGAAGAUGAUGCCUUUCCCUGUGAUUUGAUUAUCCUUUCCUCUAGCGAUGCUAGUGGCGCAGCUUAUAUUACCACGGGGAAUCUAGAUGGAGAGACCUCUGUGAAGACCAUGCACUCACUUCCGGCAACACAUUCUCCAUUUGGAUCCUUGAUGUAUACCAAAUCAGACUCUUUUGAAACAAUGAAUUUUCUACCUGCUAAUAUAAUUUGUCAAAGCCCUAACUGUGAUUUGCAUGCUUUUGAAGGGCGCUUUGAAUGCAGCAGUUCUUCUGUUGCUCUUGGACUCGAAAAUUUGGCCAUGCGUGGUGCUAUUCUACGCCAAACCGAGUUUAUUAUAGGAGUCGCCGUUUAUACAGGUCGUGACACAAAAUUGUCACUUAAUGCAAAAUCUGGGAAACGAAAAACAUCGUCUACAGCUGGCCGUUUUAAUGCGAUUAUGUUGGGCUUUAUGAUAACUUUAUUUUUGCUGACGCUUGUUUUUACCAUAUUGCAAUUCGUUUGGCGAGCAACACCUGUCGGGUCUGGCUGGUAUCUUAAUUAUCUUCCGAUAACUGCAUGGAAAGUUGUACAGGAGGCCUUCAAUCUUACAUUUUUGCUAAAUUAUCUAAUCCCUAUUUCGAUAAUGUUAACUCUGGAUGUCUUGGAUAUAUUUCUUGCCCUGUAUAUAUCCAAAGACAUUAAGCUCUAUGACGAGUCAACCAACAUUAAAAGUGAAGUAAAUGCAACAAGCUUGGCCUAUGAGCUGGGACAGAUCGAGUUUCUAUUUAGCGACAAAACGGGAACCCUUACUCAGAACAAAAUGCAGUUUAGAGCUUUUGCGCUCCCUGGUGACCCAGAUACCUACAUUCUAAGACAAAACGGACUUUAUUCUCUGAAACAGGGUACGGAAUUUUGGAAUCAAUUCAACGACCAUGCGGUCGGGCACGCUUGCACUGCAGAAGAACCGAAUGAAUACUUUUCUUCAUCCUCUGAAGAGGAAAAUUUAUAUGACAGCUUUGAUAACUUGGAACAAGAUAACUUGGAGCGUUUCUCGCCAUCAAAAAUGAAGAUUCUGUCAGAUAAAACGUUACAGUUUUGUACAGCGGCUGCCUUAUGUCACACUGUUGAAGUACGUUCAACUUCUGGAGCCUGGGGUGAAAACCCACCGAACUAUUGUGCCGCUUCCCCUGAUGAAAAGGCUUUGGUGGAAGCGUCAUCAAAGUGCGGUGUCAUCUAUCUCGGAAAGGAUGUCAGUCAUCCGAAGUUCAUCGACGAAAGGAAUGUUCAUGUCGUAAAAUUUUGUAAUAUUUUACCAGAUUCUUCAAAAUCUUCCGAUGUGGGUUGGACUACGAAGCAGUUUAAGCGCGAUGCAAUUAUUGACUUCGACUCAGAGCGAAAACGGAUGACGGUUCUCAUGCGUCACGAGGAUGGCCAAUGUGUCAUUUUCACCAAAGGCGCGGAAAUUGUUAUGCUCAAUCCAAAACUCUGUAGUCAAACAUCACCCGAAAUGCGCGAUGACGCAAUGCAAAAAGUGACUGAUUUCGCCUCCGCAGGUCUCCGAACUCUUGUUUUUGCCAUGCGAGAGGUCAACUCAGAGGAAUAUCUCAACCUUCUCGCUGAACUUAAUCGCGCUCAGGGUGUGGUGGGCGAUAAACGUCUUCUGGAUUUAACGAAAGUUUACUCUAAAAUCGAAUGCAACAUGACCCUGAUUGGAGUCACUGCUGUUGAGGAUAAAUUGCAACCAGGAGUCAGGCACUGCUUGCGGAGCCUUCGAGCUGCUGGUAUACAGGUGAGUAACUUCUAA
Messenger RNA from Dibothriocephalus latus, 2214 nucleotides. Lineage: Eukaryota; Metazoa; Platyhelminthes; Cestoda; Diphyllobothriidea; Diphyllobothriidae. The record is from the annotation of a GenBank genome assembly.